Messenger RNA from Naumovozyma castellii, 3165 nucleotides. It is a transcript of the gene HOS4, whose product is annotated as Hos4p. The transcript has a single exon. The record is from RefSeq and is a predicted model, not a curated record. Lineage: Eukaryota; Fungi; Ascomycota; Saccharomycetes; Saccharomycetales; Saccharomycetaceae. The coding region runs from base 1 to 3165 and encodes 1054 amino acids.
AUGCCUGAAACAACAAAUCAACAAGCUGUCAAGAAGAGAUCAUUAAGCAAUUACUUAUCCAAUGUCAAUUCUAGAAAGGAAGAACUAGAAAGAAUAGCUCAACAAGAGAAAAUAGCAAAGGAUGCUAUUAACGAAGAAGAAGAAACAGAAGAAAAAGGAGAAGAAAAGAUAAUUCCAUCUCAUGAAAGCAAUAACGACAAUGGCACAUCUCAAAAGAAUGAUACAAUUGAACCAAUUCACCAACUUCAAGAAAAAAUAAUUAAACCCAAGCAAGAUACGGAGAAAGAAAAAGAUUCUAUAAUAAAUCAAUCAAAUGAAGAAUUGAUUCCCAAGGAUAUGGGGCAUAAAGCUCUUCCCAUACAAGAUACCUUAAACGAUGCUAGUAAUGCAAAUGAAGACAUAGAGAUACCACUGAAUCAAAGGGAAUCGAGUAGGACAGAUAUUAAUGAACAUGAAUCGUUUUCGAGAGAAAAUCUUCAAGCUAUUCUGAAGGAACCUAAGAUAAGUCAAGAGAUUUUAGAACCGUUAAAGGAGGAGAGUAUAUUGGAUAAAAAUGAGGAAGCUACAGAUGACGAGUUGAUGGAUGAAGCUCCAACAGCUGAAAACUCACCACUGAAACCUAAAAGAGGGAGAUUGGUGAGAGGGGAUAGAAGAACACCGGAUUAUAAAAAUGAUAUAUUUGCAAAUGGAAACGAUUCUGAUUCUGCGUUAUCCGACAUCGAAGAAAGUGGAAGUUUUAACAUAACAAGUAGUGUACUCCAUAGUGAAGGUUCGCCUAUCAAAACAAAUGGAAAGCCUAGAGAGAAGUAUAAUAAAAUUGCUUCAAGUCCUCCAAAGAGAACAAAACCAUCACAUAUUGCUGUACCCAAGAUAUCUAAACAAAAGAAGAACGUAUAUAGAGAUUCCGGGGGUAGAAAUAGACUACAGAUUGCCUGUGAUAAAGGUAAAUACGAUGUUGCAAAAAGAUUAAUCGAAGAGGAAGGAUAUGAUGUUAAUGAUCAAGAUAAUGCAGGGAAUUCAGCCCUACACGAAGCCGCAUUAAAUGGCCACAUAAGUAUAGUCAAAUUACUAAUAGAUAAUGGUGCAAAUGUUAAUAUCCAGUCCUAUGAAAUGUUUCAAGAUACACCAUUAGUUGAUGCCUCAGCAAAUGGGCAUUUAGAUGUUGUACAACUUCUUCUGGAAAAUGGUGCAGAUCCAACAAUUACUAAUGCGAAGGGUAUCACAGCUUAUGAAUCGAUCGAAGAGGAUUCUGACCUAGAUGAACAGGAAAAGGAGAUCGUUAGAGAAAUAAAACAAUGUCUAAGAGCAGCCACGAGGAAGUGGAAACUUGAAAACCACGACAUAAAUUUGAAACACAGUGAUAAUGAAGGAACUACCGUCCAUCCAAAUAAUAAAAAAAGUAUCAAUUUAGAGAACAGAUCUUCUUCCUUAGAAGGAAAUAACGCAGAUUUUUCCAAAAUCAACACAGAGGAAGAAUUUUUCUGGACGGACUUAACUUCUAGAGAUGGUAAAGAGAAACUGUUUAAAUCUGCAAGAGAUGGUAAAUUAGCAUAUGUGGGUCAAUACUUAGAAAAUGGUGGUCGUGUGGAUUUCAAAUCGUUUUUGGAGGCUGUCAAAUUUGGUCAUGAAGAUAUCACCAGUUUAUUUCUAGCAUUUGGAGCACAAGUAAAUAAGUUAUCAAAGGAUGACAUGAGUCCCCUUAUGAUGGCGGUCGGUAGAGGACAUUUAGGUACAGUAAAAUUGCUAUUGGAAGCAGGUGCCAAAGUUACCGUUAAGAAUAAGAUGGGUAAAACGGCACUUUAUUAUGCUAAGAAUAGUAUGAUGGGGAUCAUUAAUGUUGAAGAAAUUGAAUUACUAAAAGAUGCCUUUAAAAAGGCAGGUACUCCAGUUGAUGAAGAAGAUGAGUCAUUGAAAGACAGGAAAAUUCAUAUUGAAUCACAAAAAGCGUCAAGUCCUAGCACGUUUGUUUCUAAGGAUGAUACUGAAAAUGUUAGUUAUAUCAAAGAUGCUACACAAAAGAGGAGAAAAAAAUCGUCUUCUGAGGAUGAUACCGAUGACAACGAAAAUGAAAAUGAAGAUUUAGAGGGAGACGAAGAGGAAGAUAUACUUUACGUCAAUCCAAGCAAAAAGAGAAGAGUCACAACAACUACUACUCCAUCUAAUUCCAUCCCUAAUGAUGACCCGAGCGAAGUACAUAACUCAAUUGUGGUCUCAAGUUCUGAUCAAAAUAAGCAUAUCGGUGCAGUUACACCAACUACUCUCACAGUUCCUGCUCUACCUAAGGUGCACGAAGAAACAGCUGCAGAGAAAGAACAGAGACUAAAGGCUGAAGAGGAAUAUAUUCAAAAGAGAUUAGAAAAUAAGAAAAGAAGAGAACAAGAAUUAUUGGAGAAGUUAGCACAAGAUGAACAGAAAAGAAUUGAAGAGAAAGAGAGACAAAAAAUCGAAGAGAGUAAACGAUUAGAGGAAGAAAAGAAGACUAAAUUACUAGUAAAACAGAAGCAGAAAUUAGAAGACGAUCUCAAUAAAAAGCGUAUGAUACGCUCAAUGUACCCAAUUGGACUAAGAUUAAUUGACUUAACAACAAUGGACAAUUAUAAGAACUUUUUGCCCUUGUAUUAUAUUUCUAAGGAUGAUGUGAUGUAUGUGUUGGAUUUGCAAGCGUAUGUUAUUUUGAAAGAUCUAGCGCUGUUGAAGCAUACAGAAUUUGAAGUGGAAAAUGAUCAUAAAGAACAGCUCUGGAACUUAUUAAAGUUUAUAUUCUUGAAUGGUGGUGACUCUAACAAUCUACAGGACAAUAAAUCCUCUCAAGUCAGAGUACUGUUUGAUGCUAAUGAUAUUCAAACUAGAGUUUCCAUUGAAGCAUCUGAGUAUACAAAAUUCGCUAGACUGCCGAUGCAUUGGAUUCCCUGGAAGAAUAUCCAAGUUGACGAUGCAGAGGUGUAUAAAACAAUAAGCUCCAACAUGAUAGAAAUUGAAUUGUUUGACAAUGAUACUGCUGACAUUGUCAAUAACAUUACUGACUUGCAUUACCCUAAAAGGAAGUUGUUAGAGACAGAAACCAAUUCCCUCCGACAAGCAAACCUACCUGUGAGACUACAACAUAGACAGGACGUUUCAAAUUUUCUGUCAGCGAGUCCACAAUCGAGCCGUCCAUACUGGUAA